Messenger RNA from Seminavis robusta, 1638 nucleotides. NCBI's taxonomy places the organism in Eukaryota, Bacillariophyta, Bacillariophyceae, Naviculales, Naviculaceae. The record is from the annotation of a GenBank genome assembly.
AUGGUGUGGUUUUGGUUGGGAGUGUUGGCGCUAUGCUUUGCCUUGUACAAGUUGCUGCGAUUGAUUCCCCAAUAUUUGACAUGGCGGUGGAUGCAGAAAAAUAUUCCAGGUCCCGAGUGUGGCUUUCUCUUGGGUCAAUUGGCUGUUAUUAGGAGGGAACCAUUCAUGGCUCCACACAAGAAAUGGUGGAAAGAAGUGGGUCCUGAUGCCCCAGUCAUUCGGUACUCUCAAGCACUCGGUUCCAACUCCUUGCUGAUUCUGGACAAGGAGAUCAUCAAGGAAAUUUUAACAGCACCAGCAACCAAGAAUGAUUGCCGAUUCAAGAAACCAAUCUUUGCCCUGCCCAAUAUUAUUGGAUAUGGCUUGGUCACACUGGAAGGAGAAGAAUGGGCGAAGCAUAGACGAAUCAUCCAGCCAGCAUUUUCAGUGUCAUUUCUCAAGGAGGCAUUGAGCAUCAGUGUUCCACCCAAAGUGCAAACUUUCAUUCAGUAUUGGUUGGAGGCAGGGGAGGGACAAGAAAUUGACCUGGCAUCCCAUCUUUCUGCUUUGACACUGGAUGUCAUUGGAGAUGCUGGAUUCUCCUAUGAUACUAAUGGCCUCAAAGAUAUCAAAGCUUGGUCCAUGGCAGUCCAAAAAUCCAGGCAAGCUGGGGACAACAAUGAUACUAGUCUGGAGUCACCCGAGUUGACAGACCCUCUCAUCACAUCCUUUAUGGCAUUCUUGAAGCCAAAUCUUUUGCGUGUGGUCCUUUUUAUCACUAAUACUUCCUUCCUGGAUAAGUUCAUCAAUCCAGAGACCAUUAGGAUCCGAUCAGCCAUGGAUAAUACUGUUGAGGGAAUCAUGCAGAAUGCCAAAAAAUUGAACCAGCAAGAGAUGGACAAUGCUUCAUCUUCACCCAACAAAUCGUCAUCAAAGUCUCUCCUCCAACUGUUGUUGAAUGCCAGUGAUCCAGAAGCAUCUUCCCAUGGCAGGAAUGUCUUGUCCGACAGAGAAUUAAAGGAUGAAUUGAAGACUUUCUUGUUGGCUGGACACGAAACAACCUCGACUUGGUGCUACUGGGCAUUCUAUGCAAUGGCCAAACACCCGGAUGUACAGGAGAAAGUCUUUCAAGAUGUCAUGAAGAAUCUUAAAGACCCCAACAGUCAUGAUGAUCCAGUUACAUUGGAAGAAGCAAAAAACAUGGAAUACUUGUCAGCACUCCUGAAUGAGGUGUUGCGCCUGUACCCUCCUGUCGGGAUGAUGGUUCGUCGAAAUAGCUAUGAGGAGAAGAUGGCAGGCUAUCAGAUUCCCAAGGGUACCAACUUGGUCUUGUCCGUUCAUCUUCUUCAUAGGAACCCAAAGUACUGGCCUGAACCAGAAGCAUUCAAACCCGAACGAUGGUUGGAGAAUGGUGAAGCCGGCAGUGGUGGCAUGGACACUAAGAACUUUACAUUUUUGCCAUUUGGUGCUGGUGGCCACAAUUGUGUAGGGUACAAAUUUGCCACCUAUGAGGCCAAGAUGAUUGUGGCCCAAAUGGUCCGGGCUUUGAGAGUGGAGAUUGCGCCAUCCCAGCGCGAUGUGGAGCACACAUUCACCAACAUUGUCACAAUGAAAGCCAAACCGGGAUUAAAAAUCGUAUUCAAGGCCAGACAGACAUAA